Messenger RNA from Rhododendron vialii, 2089 nucleotides. Its product is annotated as serine carboxypeptidase-like 51. Gene Ontology annotation, biological process: proteolysis. NCBI's taxonomy places the organism in Eukaryota, Viridiplantae, Streptophyta, Magnoliopsida, Ericales, Ericaceae. Bases 243 to 1658 code for a protein of 471 amino acids. The transcript has 13 exons. Gene Ontology annotation, molecular function: serine-type carboxypeptidase activity. The record is from RefSeq and is a predicted model, not a curated record.
CACCCACAUAUGUUGGGCAGAACUGAAGUUUUUAUCUGCCAAGUCAAAGUUUGUGGUCUCUUUUGCUCUGCUGUACCCUGUGCCACACCCCCCUUUGUUUGGUUAUUUCUGUUGCAGACAGACAGAAGAAACCAAGAGCACAACAAAUCAAUCACUCCCCAUGCACUAAUACUCUCAUUUCUACAGAUUUCGUCUCACUCUGUGAAUUGGGUAGUAGUAUUUCAUUUCUCCCCCCUUUGGAAAUGGAAAAGUCCCCUGUAUCCUCUGUUUUUCUCGUUGCCUCUGUUUUCUUCUUCCUGUCCCUAUUCCAUGGCGGAUUAGCCACAACUACAACCACACAAGACGGAUCAGAAGACUGGGGAUAUGUUGAAGUUAGACCCAAAGCCCAUAUGUUCUGGUGGUACUACAGGAGUCCAUACAGAGUUGAGGAUCCAAACAAGCCAUGGCCAAUAAUUCUCUGGUUGCAGGGUGGACCUGGUGCUUCAGGGGUUGGGAUUGGGAAUUUUCAAGAGGUUGGUCCAUUGGACACUGAUUUGAAGCCUAGGAAUUCCACAUGGUUGAGCAAGGCUGAUCUCUUGUUUGUGGAUAACCCAGUUGGGACCGGAUUCAGUUUCGUGGAGGACACAAAGCUGUUUGUGGAAACAGAUGAAGAGGCAGCAACUGAUUUGACAACAUUGUUGAUGGAGAUUUUCAACAGGAAUGAGAGUCUCCAAAAGAGUCCUCUGUACAUUGUGGCAGAAUCCUAUGGAGGAAAAUAUGCUGCGACUCUUGGAUUAUCAGCUCUGAAGGCUAUUGAAUCUGGAAAAUUGAAGCUUAAACUUGGAGGAGUUGCAUUGGGAGACAGUUGGAUCUCACCAGAAGAUUUUGUGUUGUCAUGGGCUCCUCUACUCAAAGACCUCUCAAGACUUGACACCAAUGGAGUUCAUAAGGCAAACAGUUUAACUCAAAAAAUCAAGCAACAAAUUGAGAAUGGCGAAUUCGGAGAUGCGACAAACUCGUGGAAUGACCUCGAAGACGUGAUCAGCACCAGCAGCAGCUCUGUUGAUUUCUACAAUUUUUUGUUGGAUUCAGGAAUGGACCCUGUCUCCUCAUCCGCUGCUGAAUUAUCUAAAGGUGUUGCGAUGAAGCGGUACUCGAGAUACCUUGAUUCACUGAGGAGGUCUUCCCCGGGCAGCGGCCGUGGCGGCCGAGGUGCUGGAAGUGAUGGUGAUAUUGAUAGCUUGAUGAAUGGUUCUAUUAAAAAGAAGCUAAAGAUUAUACCAGAAAAUGUUACAUGGGGAGGACAGUCAGGUCUAGUUUUCGAUUCACUUGCUGGAGAUUUUAUGAAGCCAAGGAUCAGUGAGGUGGAUGAACUCUUGGCUAAAGGUGUAAAUGUGACCGUGUACAAUGGGCAGCUUGAUCUCAUUUGUGCAACCAAGGGGACAGAAGCAUGGGUUGACAAGCUAAAGUGGGAAGGUCUGAAAAAUUUCUCGAGCACAGACAGAAUUCCUAUCUACUGCGGAGGUGAUAGAGUGACAAAGGGGUUCACGAAAUCCUACAGAAACUUGCACUUCUACUGGAUCCUUGGAGCUGGCCACUUUGUACCUGUUGAUCAGCCCUGUGUCGCAUUGACUAUGGUGGGUGCCAUCACACAGUCUCCUAGUAUUUCGUCCACCUAAGAAAUAAAAAAUAGAAAAAAUAAAUCAUACUGUACUGCAGUGUAGUGUCAAGGAAAAAGAACAAGAUACAGAAAGAAAGAUGAGGAGGGGGUUUGGGUUUGGGUUUUUGGGUUUUGUCUGAGAGAUUGUGUGAAGGAGCAAUGAACACGCCAAAGCAGUGAAAGAAGGAAGAAGAAGAAGCUGCUCAGGGUGCAAUUUAUUGUGGUCAGCUGUUCCACACUAGGAAUAAAUAGAACUACAGUACUCCAAUAAGUACCAUUUCUGGUUUUUUUUUUUUUUUCAUUUUUCUUGUUUUCAUCUUUGGAUGCCUUUCUUAUUUAAUAUUCCAAAAUUCAGUAAUAACUGUCGUACAAGCUGAAUUUACUUACAGAAGGUUCAUACAAAAUGAAGAAUUAGUGCAGAAAUGAAUGACAAGCGCAGGCCCAUUAGCU